CAGGUAUUGAACAGAAGAGCACUCCACGUUCCGUUUAGGAGUUCCAUGUCAGUGGAGGAACCUGUCUGUUAAACAUUAGAAAAAAAUAAAAACAUAAAGGACUCGAACGUUUUGAACUGAGAAAGCUCACCUGUUCAUCCCAUUUAAGUCACUUUGGCUUUGUGUAUAACUGUUUUGCUUUUGAGUUUAAUGUAACCGGUUCUGCAGAUUUUCAGCACCCUCUCAGGAUUUUCAGUGAUGGAGUGCAGGCGGCCGCAGAGGAGCGUAAGGGUGCUGGAUGUCUUUCACUGGGCUGUGAUGCUGCUGAGCUUGAUUCAGUCCGGCGCGCUCGGCGCGAGGAAAUUCCGCGGAGGGCGAAACCCGCAGCCGCGGCGAGCGCUCCCCUCCGCUCAUUACCGGGACCGCGCGGAAACCACCGAGAGCUUCUCACUGGACUUCACAGCUGUUGAAGAAAACAUGGACAAUUUCAUGACUCAGGUGAAGAACUUGGCGCAGUCCCUCUACCCCUGUUCGGCCCAGAAGCUCGACUACGAGAUGAAGCUACAUUUCCUGGAGAAUACAUCAGUCACCUGUAACGACGGGACCCCAGCAGGGUACUACCUGAAGGAGUCCAAAGGAAGCAGAAGGUGGUUAAUAUUUCUGGAGGGUGGCUGGUACUGCUUCAACAAAGAGAACUGUAACAGCAGAUACGAGACCAUGAGGAGGCUCAUGAGCUCCUCCAAUUGGCCCCAAACUAAGACAGGCACAGGAAUACUGUCUUCGCUUCCAGAGGAAAACCCACACUGGUGGAACGCCAACAUGGUGUUCAUCCCAUAUUGCUCAAGUGAUGUAUGGAGUGGAGCCACAGCAAAAACUGAUCAAAAUGACUAUGCAUUCAUGGGUUCACUGAUCAUAAAGGAAGUUGUAAAGGACCUGCUAACAAAGGGUCUGGACAAUGCUAAGAUACUGCUUUUAGCUGGAAGCAGUGCGGGUGGCACUGGGGUGUUGCUGAACGUGGACCCAGUAUCUGAGCUCCUGGAGGAGUUGGGUCACGCAAACAUUCAGGUCAGGGGUCUGUCCGACUCUGGCUGGUUCUUGGACAAUAAACAAUACCGCUGCACUGACUGCGUGGACCCCAUCAACUGUGCCCCCACAGAGGUCAUCAAGAGAGGAAUCAUAUACUGGGGCGGUGUGGUACCUGAGCGAUGCCGACAGGCUUAUGAAGGAAAAGAAUGGAACUGCUUCUUUGGAUAUAAAGUUUAUCCUACCAUUAAACGCCCUGUGUUCAUAGUGCAGUGGCUUUUCGAUGAAGCCCAGCUAACAGUCGACAACAUUCAUCUUACGGGACAGCCCGUCCAAGAGGGCCAAUGGCGUUAUAUUCAGAAUCUGGGUACUGAACUGAGGAACACUCUAAAGGAUGUCCCUGCCAUGUUUGCUCCAGCUUGCCUUUCGCAUGAAUUCAUAACAAGAAAUUACUGGACUGAUGUUCAAGUCAAAGGCACGUCUUUACCCAGAGCGCUCCACUGCUGGGACCGCAGUCUACAAGAAAACAGCCGAAAUAAUAAAUCCCCUCCCAAAGGCUGCCCUGUGCACUUGAUCGACAGCUGUCCGUGGCCUCACUGCAACCCAACGUGCCCAACGGUCCGAGAUCAGUCUACGGGACAGGAGAUGAACGUUAUCCAGUUCCUCAUGCACAUGGGCUUUGACGUGCAGAAGAUGGCCCAUCAGCAAGGCAUGGACCCAAGCAAGCUACUGGGCAUGCUCAGCAGCGGCAGCUAAAUAACAUGGAGGAACUCGCUCCCGGUUGGGACCAUGCUUCCCAUCAGUCCGUUUGAUACCUCCAACCCCAUGCCCCCUUUACCCACCUCAGCUUUGACCUCAGGCUGAGCCUGCCUUUAGUAGGGGCUCUGUGCCAAAUCUCUUGGGGCUUCCAUCUCCAAAUCCCCUCAGUUGGUUUCAUUUGGUGUCCAGUUUGCUCCAGUAUAUACUAUUAUCACUGAGCAGCUUGGAGAUGGUGGAGAUGCCCAGAUUUGGAAUGGAGCUCUUGUCAGAUCCACCUCAGUUAAACCAUGGCUGCUGACUGUUAAAAACUGAUCCCAACACAACACAGUACCAGUGAAAGUACUGAAGACCAUUUAACCAGGACAAGGUACACCAGCAUCUUUGCUCUUAAUUUAUCUUUUGGUCAUAAAAGUAUCACGAAUGUAAUCCAUUUUUACGGAUCUUCAGCAUUGUUGUUUGCUUUGUGUAUUUUUUUUUCUUUCUUUUUUUACCAAUAUAUUUAGCCACAGUUUAAUAGAGUUUUUAUAUGUCCAUUCAGAGGAAGAAAAUACAGAGAUUGAGAGAACAGAGAUUAUCGAUUACAAAGUUUAUAAUCUGUAUCACAGAUUAUAUAGAGUUUAUGAAGUACACGUAAAAUAUAUAGAUAUACUCAAGAAUCUUAAAAACAGAAAUUUCAGAACAGACAGACACUGGAUCACCUGCUCUAAACCCAACUCCAUUCUUGGGGUAUGAAUAAGUUGUAAUAAAAUAAAUAUAUAAUAAUAAUAGUGUUUUAAGCAAUAGUAUUAGCCUUAUAGUAUAUUCUGUUACCAUUUACUAUCUCCCAUGCCAUUCCAAACUAUUAUUUAUUUAUUUAGUAAAACACAACUGGGUAGCUUCUCAAACAUGCCCAAGCUUCUGUUUUUGAUACCGUCAAAGUUUAUGGUCAUUUAUUCUGCCAAAGACCAUGAAAACAUAAUGGCACCAUAAAAGUAUCAUAUUAUUCCAUAUGAUGCUUACAAUACAGAGUUCUGACAUGAAACCCUAGAUGGUUCAGUUCAAUAGGUCUAAAUCAAUCUUAACAAAUGAAAU
Messenger RNA from Carassius carassius (crucian carp), 2832 nucleotides. It is a transcript of the gene notum1a, whose product is annotated as notum, palmitoleoyl-protein carboxylesterase a. The record is from RefSeq and is a predicted model, not a curated record. Gene Ontology annotation, molecular function: hydrolase activity. The transcript is spliced from 11 exons. NCBI's taxonomy places the organism in Eukaryota, Metazoa, Chordata, Actinopteri, Cypriniformes, Cyprinidae. The coding region runs from base 238 to 1758 and encodes 506 amino acids.